Molecule: messenger RNA, 1584 nt
Organism: Thyridium curvatum
Lineage: Eukaryota; Fungi; Ascomycota; Sordariomycetes; Thyridiales; Thyridiaceae
Exons: 5
Coding region: 1-1584 (527 amino acids)
Biological process (GO): transmembrane transport; carbohydrate transport
Cellular component (GO): membrane
Molecular function (GO): carbohydrate:proton symporter activity
Source: RefSeq, a predicted model, not a curated record
AUGGAAGCGAAGACCACUGAGCCCGGUGCCAUGGCGGCAGUCCACGAGGAGACUCGCCAGGAUGUGACGAACUUCUUACCUCCCAGCGAGGCCAACGACAAGCUCAGUUUCCGCGACUUUUGGAAGAACCGACGCGUCUUGAUGUUCUGCAUGAUGAUCUAUCUCCUUCCCAUCAACUUCGGCUACGAGGUCUCGAUGAUGGGAAAGCUCCUCGCCGUGACACCUUUCGCGCAGCAUUUCGGUUACAAGGCUGGCAACACUUGGAUCAUUAGUGCGAAGGAUCAGCAGAUCCUGAACGCUGCCAACACAAUCGGCAUUUUCUGCUCGGCCUUCCUGACCGGCAUCGUCAGCGACUUCAUCGGCCGGAAGAAGACAAUCAUCAUUGCCUGCGUCGUCUGCAGUGGUGGCAUUAUUCUCCAGUACUUCAGCAGCUCCAUAUUGAUGCUCUUUGCGGGAAAGGUUGUGUCUACUCUCGGCUUUGGCCUUGGCCAUUCGCUUGGGCCUGUCUUCGUCGCCGAACUGGCACCUGUCAAGAUGCGCGGAAUAUGCUUGGCUCUGGUGAAUACCAACAUCGUCCUAGGCCAGUGGCUCAACUCCCUCGUCGUAUAUGCAUGCAAAAGCGACCCUACCGAUAUGGCCUGGCGCAUCCCGAUCAUCACGCAGAUCAUCCCUCCAGGCCUACUCCUUCUCUGCCUCGUCUUCCUCCCCGAGUCCCCUACAUGGCUCCUUAUCAAGGGUCGCCGCGACGAUGCCUCCAAGGCCUACCUUCGAUUCAACGGUCCAGAGUUCGACGUGAACGCCGCCCUCGCCGUCGCGACUGUCGCCAUCGAGAAGGAAGAGGAAGUUAAAAAGGCCAACAAGUCGAGCAAGUGGAUCGAGUGUUUCACGGGCACCAAUCUUCGCCGCACAACGAUUAUCAUCAUGGUGUAUAUCUCACAGCAGUUCAUCGGAGUUGGUUUCAUUAGCGGCUACCUCACGUAUUACUUCCGCCUGGCUGGCGUUAACGAUCCUCUUGCUAUUGGGCAGGCUGCCAAUGCCAUCCAGCUGUUUGGCAACAUCUGCUCAUGGCCGUUGGUCGAUCGGCUGGGGCGACGGCCCAUGAUUGUCGGAGGGUCAUGCGUCAUGACUGCGCUCCUGCUUGUGAUCGGUGGCAUCAGUACUAUCGGAACUGCCCCUGCAUUGUCAGCUACCGUUGCCUUCAUGGUCAUCUGGGGAUAUCUCUACCAGGCGACCCUUGGAGCAGUGGCCUACACGAUUGGCGGAGAGACAAGCAGCGUUCAACUUCGGCAGAAGACGUACAGUAUCAACAUCAUGGUUGCGACAGCUGUCAGCUGCAUGUGGACACAGAUCAUGCCCUACCUACUCAAUACCGACCAGGCCAAUCUCGGAGGCAAGAUCUGCUUCGUCUUUUUCGGAUUCUCCCUGCCGGUGUGCGCUUAUCUCUACUUCUGCCUACCCGAGCUCAAGGGCCGCAACUAUGCCGAGGUCCAAGAGCUGUUUGCGAAUCGCGUCCCCGCUAGACAGUUCAAGACCUAUGUCUGCAGUGUUAGUCUGGCUAAUGAGGAGCUCAAGGAGAAGGUCUGA